Messenger RNA from Strongyloides ratti, 1035 nucleotides. RefSeq names its product Glycoprotein-N-acetylgalactosamine 3-beta-galactosyltransferase 1. The transcript has 3 exons. Bases 1 to 1035 code for a protein of 344 amino acids. Gene Ontology annotation, cellular component: membrane. The record is from RefSeq and is a predicted model, not a curated record. Gene Ontology annotation, molecular function: N-acetylgalactosaminide beta-1,3-galactosyltransferase activity. NCBI's taxonomy places the organism in Eukaryota, Metazoa, Nematoda, Chromadorea, Rhabditida, Strongyloididae.
AUGGUUUCUUUUAUAAAAUUAUUUACCUUAAUAUUUAUUUUACUUAUAUUUUUAAUUAUUUAUUCAUUAUAUUUUAUUCAAAAUUAUUAUACAAAAAUUGAUAAAAUUUCUAGUAAUUAUGAAGAUCUUAAUAUAAAUCAAAUAGAUUUUAAUUUAAUAUCAGAUGAAUUAAAAAGAAAUGUGUCUAUAUUUUGUAUAAUACAUACAAGUCCUAAAUAUAAAUAUAGUAGAGCUAUACAUUUAAAAAAUACAUGGUUAAAAAGAUGUAACGAUUAUUUAUUCAUUUCAACAGAAAAUGAUAUAUCAUUACCAGCAAUAAAAGGAUUUAGAAAAGAUGGUUAUCAAUUUUCUAAUGGAAGGAUAAGGAAAGGUUUAACAUAUAUUUAUAAAAAUUAUGGUAAUAAUUAUGAUUGGUUUUUUAAAGUUGACGAUGAUACAUAUGCAAUUAUGGAAAAUGUAAGAAUGUUUUUAAUGAAUAGAGAUUCACAAACAGAUCAUUAUUAUGGUUAUAAAUUAAAAAUAAAAGAUUAUUAUAAACAUCAAAUAGAAUAUAUGAGUGGUGGAGGAUAUUUAAUUAGUAAAGAAACUCUUAUGAAAUUAGUAACUGUAGCUUUUAAAAAUCCAAAAAUUUGUUCACCAAUGCCAAAUAUACCGGAUGAUGUACAAAUUGGAAGAUGUCUAAAAAAUAUUAAUAUAACAACAAUGGAUUCAAGAGAUAUAUAUGAUAGACAUGUAUUUUUGCCAUCAAGUUUCAGUGAAUUUGGAUCAUUAAUAAAAAAUACACAUUGGGAUGGUUUUAAAAAAAGAAGUUAUUAUAAUUUACCUAAAGGUUUAUCAGCUUUAGGUAAUUUUCCAAUGUCAUUUCAUUAUGUUAUAGGGGAUAUGCAAUAUGGACUUGAAUAUUUAUUUUAUCACACAGAAGUUGUUGGUCGGACAUCAAGAAUUUUCAACAAAGUAUAUCUUAAUAAAGAGUCAAACACAACCUUUAUACUUGAUGAAAUAAAAAAAUAUGGAAAAUCCAAUUUUAAAUAUUAG